AGCAGGGGAGCCCGGGCCGGCGCGGGGCCUUGUGGGAGGGCUUAAGGAAGUAAAAUGGCGGACCUGGCGAACGAAGAAAAGCCUGCCAUUGCUCCACCUGUCUUUGUGUUUCAGAAGGAUAAAGGACAAAAGUCCUCUGCAGAGCAAAAAGACUUGUCGGAUUCAGGAGAGGAGCCUCUGGGGGAGGCUGAGGCCCUCCACCAUGGCACAGGUCACCCCGAGUCAGCUGGCGAGCUUGCCCUAGAACCUCCUGUCCCCGCUAGCACUUCCGCCAGCACUCCUCCGCCUCCCGCUCCACGAGAACUGGCAGGGAGGUCAGCCGGAGGCUCCAGUCCUGAAGCAGGAGAAGAUUCUGACCGAGAAGAUGGUAAUUACUGCCCUCCGGUCAAGCGGGAGAGAACGUCCUCUUUAACCCAGUUCCCUGCUUCACAGUCAGAGGAAAAAAGCAGUGGGUUCCGGUUGAAGCCUCCGACGCUGAUCCAUGGCCAGGCACCCAGUGCAGGUCUGCCGAGCCAGAAACCCAAGGAGCAGCAGCGCAGUGUGCUUCGUCCAGCCGUGCUGCAGGCCCCACAGCCGAAGGUGCUUCCACAGGCAGUCCCGAGCAGCGGCACCAAUGGGGUCAGCAUCCCAGCAGACUGCAUGGGGGCAGCAGCAGCAUCGUCACCGGAAAACUCUGCACAGAGAAGCCCGUCCGAGCCCACAGACAAGGUGCAUGCACUUGAGGAGCAAGAGCCCCAGGAAAAUGAGUGUGGAGGCACUUGUGGGGAGGAGAGCUGUGAGGGGAGAGAGCAGGCCACGCAGCAAGCCUUUAUGUUCGGGCAGAACCUGAGGGAUAGGGUGAAGCUGAUGAACGAGAACACCGGCACGAGCAGCAUGGACAGUACGGCGCAGCCCAGCUCAGACACGCCAGCCGCCACCAACUACUUCCUCCAGUACAUCAGCUCCAGUUUAGAGAACUCGACCAACAGUGCUGACGCCUCCAGCAACAAGUUUGUGUUUGGCCAAAACAUGAGCGAGCGCGUUUUGAGCCCCCCCAAGUUAAAUGAAGUCAGCUCAGAUGCCAGCAGGGAGAACGCGGCUGCCGAGUCGGGGUCCGAGUCCUCCUCCCAGGAGGCGACCCCUGAGAAAGAGUCCCUGGCCGAGUCGGCAGCCGCCUACACGAAGGCCACGGCACGCAAGUGUUUACUGGAGAAGGUGGAGGUCAUCACUGGGGAGGAGGCGGAGAGCAACGUGUUACAGAUCCAGUGUAAGCUGUUCGUCUUCGAUAAGACGUCACAGUCGUGGGUGGAGCGAGGCCGGGGGCUGCUCAGACUCAAUGACAUGGCGUCAACUGACGACGGGACGCUGCAGUCCCGCCUAGUGAUGCGGACCCAGGGCAGCCUGCGGCUGAUCCUCAACACCAAGCUGUGGGCGCAGAUGCAGAUGGACAAGGCCAGUGAGAAGAGCAUCCGCAUCACAGCCAUGGACACCGAGGACCAGGGCGUCAAGGUCUUCCUGAUCUCGGCCAGCUCCAAGGACACAGGUCAGCUCUACGCGGCGCUGCACCAUCGCAUCCUGGCCCUGCGCAGCCGUGUGGAGCAGGAGCAGGAGGCCAAGGUGCCAGCCCCCGAGCCCAGGGCCGCCCCGUCCAAUGAGGAGGACGACAGUGACGAUGACGACGACGUGCUAGCUCCCUCGGGGGCCGCCAGCACCGGUGCCGGGGACGAAGGGGACGGGCAGACCCCCGGGAGCACAUAGCGGCCGGAGCCUGCACAUGAGCCUGCUGCUUUGUCCGUCUGUCCGCUGCCGCCCCUCCCCGCAGGCUGCGUCCACAGGCCGGAACCGGAACCACACCCGCCGGGUUGGCCACUGUGUGGAUCGGCUCGUCCAGUUCAAAAGCAGACCCGGGAGCUGCCUGGAUGUGGUUUUGGGACACGAGUCUCAUCAUAUUGAUGAGCCAAAAAGAGUGUUCCCCGCCCCUCCUUGAUUGAAAUGGCACAUUAAGACUUGUCACAGCCUCUCACUGGGACUCAGAGACCUGCUUUCUUCACCCGAGUGUUGCAGCCCGGGCACCGAGGGGCUGUCGCCCCCUCCAGCCGGUCUGGCUGCGUGGCAGCGGCGGGGGCCGGGGUAGGGUCUGUCGGUUCAUAGGAGGGCAGGUGCUGGGCCCACGGACAUUCUGUUUACUACUUUCUAUUUCCCGGUCCCCAUGCUCUUGAUUUGGGGUUUCUAUUUUACACUUUUUUUUUUUUUUAAUUUCAAAGGCUUUGGUUUGGGUGUCUUGGAUUAAGAUGCCCCUGAGUGCUGAGCAGGCCUGGCCUGCCCUGCCCUCCCUGCGGCCCGGCCUCCUGAGCUGCGAGUGUACAGCCCCCUGGGGCUCAGCGUGGGGCUCCUGUCUGGCCUACACCUGGAAUGCCUCCCGGGAAGGUCCCCAGGGCCCUCCGCACCAACCCUCCAUCCGUAUCACGUGGUUCACCAUCAGGCACCCCAGCGAGGACCCCUCCCUGCCCUUGGCCGUUCCUUGCCCAGCCUCAGACAUCGUGACUAUCUGGGGCCUCGAGAGGCCAUGGGUGUCAACCAGGCGCCUGCUGAGUGGCAGGGCCCUGCCCUGGACAGCAGGCUGUGCCCAUGCACGCAGCCCGCACAGCCCCCCGGGGCCUGCACACACUGGCCCCGCAGACUUCGGGGGAAAUCUCCGCCCCACCUUGGGGAGAGGCCUCCGUCCUUUGCGAGUGCCGGUCUGCCUGGGCCAGCGGAGACACCGGAGGCCAAGCUGAAAGCUCAGUCCCACUGCUUCAAGCCUUAGCCAGCUAGGGACAAGUAAAAGCAGACCAUGCCCGUGUGUUCUGGAACAUUUAUGUAAGAUUGUCAUAUGAAAUGUAUUUGGGAACUACAUUAAAACUUUUAACUAAA
Messenger RNA from Dipodomys ordii (Ord's kangaroo rat), 2892 nucleotides. It is a transcript of the gene Ranbp3, whose product is annotated as RAN binding protein 3. The transcript is spliced from 17 exons. Gene Ontology annotation, molecular function: GTPase activator activity. The record is from RefSeq and is a predicted model, not a curated record. Gene Ontology annotation, cellular component: cytoplasm; nuclear pore. Gene Ontology annotation, biological process: protein export from nucleus. NCBI's taxonomy places the organism in Eukaryota, Metazoa, Chordata, Mammalia, Rodentia, Heteromyidae. The coding region runs from base 55 to 1737 and encodes 560 amino acids.